Lampris incognitus (smalleye Pacific opah) is the source of this 2245-nucleotide messenger RNA. RefSeq names its product interleukin-21 receptor-like. Lineage: Eukaryota; Metazoa; Chordata; Actinopteri; Lampriformes; Lampridae. Gene Ontology annotation, cellular component: external side of plasma membrane. Gene Ontology annotation, molecular function: protein binding; cytokine receptor activity. Gene Ontology annotation, biological process: cytokine-mediated signaling pathway; immunoglobulin mediated immune response. The record is from RefSeq and is a predicted model, not a curated record. The transcript is spliced from 8 exons. The coding region runs from base 307 to 1716 and encodes 469 amino acids.
CAGUCUACUGCUUCUUACACCUGCUUCUCACACCUGCUUCUUACACCUGCUGCUGCUGCUGGGUUCUUCUUCUUCUUCUUCUUCGUGUGUUUAGGCAGUAUGGUUUUAAAUGGAUAUGCUCUUACACACAACAGCAUCCAGCGUCUCCCCGUCAGUCUCUCAUGCUGCGGCUGUGUCCUUCUCUAUUCUCUACACCACAGUGUAGCUCUUCUGCCUCAGACAAAGACGGCGAGGGGGGGGGGUUCGAACCCAUGCCAGUGAGACGGCUCACCCAUGUGAAGUGAUACCCGACUCACGUUCGCAGAGAUGGACGCGAAUAUGAAAUCCCUGCCUCUCCUGCUUGUGUGUUGGUGCUCCAGCCUGCCAGCGGGGGCCGUGUCUGUGGGAGUUCAAAUAAAUUCAUCUUUCUGCAUAACUGACUACUGGCUAACCAUUGCGUGUGACCUUAAAAUCGCUGGAGAAUCUGCAGGAUGGACACACGGCAGCUACCGGCUGGAAUUCUGCCCCAUCAGCCGUAAAACCUUAGGAAUUUUUUCCUGUCCCCUCGCAGUGCUGGAAGACGGCUACGGCUGUGCAGCUGCAGCAAACGGAUCCCUGCCCGAAGACACUUUCAAGAGUUUUGACACAAUCAUCAUCAGCCUUUGCCAGAACUCCAGCUGCCGCGUCAUGAUCAACGAGUUUAAGCCAGCUUCUAACAUUCAGCUAAAUCCCCCGGAAAACGUGACAUUGCAUCAGACGCCCGUAAACGUCAACAUUACCUGGAGCAGCGGAUAUGAACACCACCCCUAUCUUUCAGCGGGCGUUGAAUAUGAAGUCCAGCUUCAGAAAUCAAAUGGCGACAAUGAGGCUCAAACAUUCCCGAGGAGCACCAAUUUCAUGUCAACUAACAGAUCUCAAUUUGAAACAGAUUCUGAAUAUUGCAUAAAAGUGAAAUCUUAUCACAUCUAUGGAAAACAUUGGAGCAAGUGGAGUCAACUGAAAUGCUGGAAAACGGCAGAAGGCAAGAAUAAAAUCCUCACUCUGAUGGAGUCUGUCGGACCACUGGUUUUUGUGGUUGGGGUCCUGCUAUUUGCCAUCUACAGCCCAGGAACAAGGAUGAAGAUAAAGUCGCUCUUGCAUGUUCCGACCCCCGCCCCUUUCUUCCAGCCUCUGUUUCAGGAAUACAGAGGCAAUCUCCAGGAAUGGCUCUCAUCUCAAGGCCAUGUCAUAUCAACAUGCAGGAUGGAAGACUUCCUGAUAGCUGAUUCUGUCAUUAUUGCCUCAACGCCUAUCCUAAAGGACAGGGAAGCAUAUCAGAGCCUUCCAGAAAUGUCAACAACACUACCAGUGCUCAUUCAAGGACAGUCAUCUUAUGUUGGUUUGCCUGGGAUAGAUUUCCCCUCCAAUCAUACAAAAGGAAACUGUCCCGAAGACACAUCCUACACUCAGCUCCCCUGCUCGGCCAUGGAGUUUGGUUUUGAGGAUGUGGUUACUGCCUCUUCUUUGCCUACAGAUUUCUUGGACACCAGCCAUGCUGACUCGGGGUGCGGUUGUGAGGAGGUGACAGAAAACCCAGAAUUCAGUUUGCUGAGCGGUCCGCAGCAUCCCAGCCCACAAUGCUUCCAAGAUGACUACUGCAUCCUCAACAAAACAGCAGAAGGCCUCACUCCAGUUUUAGUGCCCAGGGGAGGUGACGUGAACGUUCAGCAGGAGACCUCGUGUAAGAAUGAGAGCUGAACAGCAGGAGAGACUUGGUCAAUGUUUUCUUGUGUAGUUGGUUCAUGGAAAACUGACUGAGACUCGUAGUACCGAUGAAGAAUUAGCAGUGGGCAAAAUGGACAAAUGAAUAAUGCUUGAACAAAUCAUUUUCCAGUUCAUUACGAAUCGAGUCUCAAAUGGUAUGUACAGGAUGUAACCAGUGAUGCACUGAACAGGACAUUGAAUGGUCCAUAUGAUGGUCCAUAUGCUAAGAAGAUAAUUCAAUUUGCACUGGGCAGAAGCAGAACACAGUAUAUUUUUAGUGAAUUGCAAAUAUGCUACUGGUGUUCUUUGUCGAAUUUUUAGCUGUCACAUUCAAUAUUCACAUCGGUCUAACAUUUGGUCAGCAAAAAUAUAUCUUAGUUGAUUCUGCUUGCCGUUGAAACAGUACGGGAAAGUUAUUUAGCCAGCAAAUAUAAAUGACAAAACCCUUUUAAAAAAACAUUUUUACAAAUUGUUCAGUGCUGCCAAUUCAUGGUUUGAUGAAUCACAAAGUGGUUGUAGUGCA